CAUAUAUACAUAUACACAUGUAAUAAUUUUUUUCUGAGUAGAGGCAUUACAUUCUGAUUUUUACUUUCUUCCUACCUUUUAGUACUGUCAGUUUUUUUUUUUGUUUCGUAAGAGUCCUUUACAGUUUGAAAAACAGCUGUAGUAUGAGUAUGUGAAAGAUUUAGUGUUGUCUCCAACUUGCCAGAGGAUUCCUAAGGAAUAUACAACUGGCAAAAUUUGACAGUUGUUUCAUAACUCUACCCCCUUUUUACAUCAAAGUUUAAUGUUUUGUACUUUGCAGCAACUACUACUUAACUUUCCAUUUUUUAGACUUUUCGCUUUUUAAAUGACAGUCUAUUUAAUGUGACUUAAUUUUUCCUCUAAGAGAGAUAGACUUUGAUAUGACAGUGGUGUUACUGGAAAAUAGCCUCGGUUCUUGUCUUCGGCGUAGGAAAGAAUUCAAACACUGAGACAAAUAGUGUCAAGCGAGCAGAGGUUUAUUAGCUAGCAGAAGGUUAGUAGCAAAGUAUACUUGACUAGGGAGCAUCAAGCAGGCUACUCAAAUAGAGAGAGAGUCCGUCCGAGUGCCCCAUAGUCGUUUUCUUAGUGUUUUAUACCCUUUUUCUCUUAUCACGCUCCCUGUUAACGUUUAACAGCCAGGUCAGGGACCCCUGUAGAGACUAUUUCCUUGGCUUACCAUUUAAUUACCAAGUUAGGGACACUAUCAAGUUAGGGACCAAUUCCUUGGCUCAACAUUUAACUACGUAGGGACCAUCUUGCUGCAGAACGUCACCAUCCCAUCUCUUCCUUCUCCCGAGUGAAAGCUGUCCUCCUCCCCCUUGCAAAAGUAGUUUAGGAAAAUGGGUGUAUGGGACAAAAAACUGAUUUGGCCUUUUGUCUCUGGUUUCUGAAAAUAGCAUUUGGAAUCCCCCAGCAAUCCAAAGUGUGUUUGUUUUUCUACCAUAGCCAGGCAACACUUAAAUGUUUGCAAAUGAAGUGGAAGCCCAAGUACUACACCUGGUAAAAUAACUUCAGGAAAAAAGAUGGGCAUGAUGGAAUCAGUUAUGCAUAUCCAGUGAUUCAGUCAAUCAUUGAGUACGUAUUAAGGCCCCAGGCAUAUAUAUUUACAAAGGAGCCCUGGUGGCCCGGUUAAGUAAGUGCUCAACUGUUAACCUAAAGAUUGGAGGUUUAAACUCAACCAGCAGCUCUGAGGUCUUUCUAUGGGCACCUAACAACAAAAUGCAAAUACAUUGUGGCCCAAAUAACUAUUAUAAAGUGAUAGCCAACACAGCCGGGAGCUACUUGGCUCCUCAUGUCCAUUAGCAAACAAAUCUUUAGGUGAUGGUGAUGGGUGUGGCUCAAUUGGGAGCUGCUCAGACCUAGCCCAACUUGCUCCCUCCUGUCCAUUGUCCUCAAAGCUCUGGGUGUAGCUUAAGCCAGUCAAACCCAGUUUACUAGCCUCCGUGUCAAAGAAAAAAAAAGCAACAUGUCUUACUGCGCCUGUGCACCGUGGUAACCAAUGUAGUCCAUAAAGUUUGUGUGUACUUCCUUGUGAGAGACAGUACAAAAGGUUCUGCUUCCCUUUGUUUCAAAGCUUCUCCUUGCUACUUGCCUGUGGGCUUGCAAUAAACACUCUUCCUCACUCCUCACCUGGGUGUUCCUUCUUUGAGGAAGCUGCACUGAGCAGAACCUGCCUUAGGUAACAAAAGGACCUUGAACUUUGAGCUUCUGGAUUGAUGAUGUGUGUAGAAGGACCUGCACAUCUCUGGGGGACAUGAAGGUCCUUGCUGAAAGUUUCCAGACCUCACCUGGCAUCUCUUCGUGUAUAUACUUUUGUGGCUAUAUUAAAAAGGUUAUACAUUAUGCUCUUUUAAGAACUAUACGGGAUCAAAGUGGGAAGAGCAACUUGAAAGAUUAGAUAGGAACCUUAGAGGGCAGUGAGUUUACGUUAAUGAAUAGGAACAAGUCAGAAAAGGAAGGCGAAAAGGGUGCACAACUUGAAUGUAAUCAAUGUCACUGAAUUGCACAUGUAGAAACUGUUGAAUUGGUGCAUGUUUUGCUGCGUAUAUUCUCAACAACAAAAGUUUAUAGUGAGUAUAGCUCUUUCUGUGAGUUCUGUGAGUCUUCCUAGCAAAUUAUCCAAACUACCAGGGACCAUGAGGACCAGCAGGGCCUGGCAUCCGCCUAUUUGACAGUUGAUUAUGAGGACAGAAUCUUAACUUGUGAAGACCCCACCCUUGGGUGGCUGGUGGACAGAAGAAAGCUGUGAAGCAGUCAUUUCGUAAAGACCUAACUCUGGGUGGUUAAGAUUAGUGAGAAAAUGCCAGUUCGGUGGCUGGUGUCAGAGAAGUAGAAAGCAGGGAUGUGGAUUAUCUGCACAUUUUGGGGACUGGCCUUGUGUCAGUUAUUAUUAAAAUGUUACCCAAAACAGGUCCUGCUCAGUGCAGCUUCUCAUCAAUAAAGGCACACCGAGGCAAAAAGGGAGGAAGAGCGUUUAUUACAAGCACACACGCAAGGAGCAGGAAACCCUGGUGGUGUAGUGGUUAAAAGCUAUGGCUGCUAACCAAAAGGCUCGCAGUUCAAAUCCAUUAGGCACUCCUUGUGUUACUGGGAUAAGUUUCUUGCCUCUCACUAGUCAAGAAUGAGCAGGUAAGGCCAUAGUUUUCCACACGAGCAACGCUUACCAUCAUCUCACAGAACAAAAGACAGCCCGAAUUUUUAAAAGUUCUUGGGCAAGAAAAGAUUCAUGUUUAUUCAUAGGCACGGGCAGGGAUAUGUUAACUAAGUUGCACAUGCAGCAGCUUUCCAAGAUGGCUUCUGUCCCAGAGGCCUCUUGGAUUUGUAGCAGGACUUAUUAUGGGGUGUCGCGCCCGUGCAGUCUCUUGCUCCCAGGGUUCGAUUCCCUGGCUGGGGCUGUGGCCCCUCAGUGCCUCUAGUGGAAGGUUGCUCAGCGGUCACAGGUGGAUGUUCUGCUCAUGUUCCUGGGCCUGGUUUUCUCCAGCUGCUUCUGAAAGGCAACUUUAAACAAGUUUGCGGGCUAUUUGUAGACACCUGCCCCAUUGACCCGGGAAAUGGCUUUGUUUCUGUGCCCUGACCCAUUUCUUGUUACUUUGUUUGCAGAUUUGGGGGCCUCUCUGUUCUCUGUCUUACUAAGUCUCUAUGUUCCACACUCAACCCUCUAUUACCUCCCUGAUCCAAAACCCACUGCCGUGGAGUUGAUUCCGACUCAUAGCGACCGUAUAGCACAGAGUAAAACUGCCCCAUAAAGUUUCCAAGGAGCGCCUGGUGGAUUUGAACUGACAACCUCUUGGUUAACAGCUGUAGCACUUAACUACUACGCCACCGGGGUUUCCGCCUCCCUGAUAAAAAACCCAAAACCAAACCCAGUGCAGUCGAGUCAAUUCCGACUCAUAGCAACCCUAUAGUAUAGUCUAUUUCUCUUUUACUUGCUUCUCCUCUAACCACACCAGUCUCUUCACUGUUUCUCAAACAGGCACCCUCCGAUCUCAGGGACUUUGCUCCCUGUCUUACUUAGAAACACAAUGGGGCAGUUCUACCCUGUCCUAUGGGUUGCUAUCAACUUGACAGCAACGUUUUUGGUUUUAGUUUAGGCAAGGAGCAAGGAGGUAUAUACCUCAAAUCAAGCUCCCCUGACAAUGGGAGGCAGAAUCUUUUAUACUAUCUGUCAUGGAUUGAGUUAUGUCCCCCCCAAAAAUGUGUGUAUCAAUUUGGCUGGGCCAUGAUUCUGGUAUUAUAUGAUUUUCCUGUAUGUUGUAAAUUCUGCCCCUAUGAUGUUAAGGAGGGAGGAUGAGUGGCAAUUGUGUUAGUGAGGUAGGACUUAGUCUACAGGACUGGAUUGUGUCUUGAGGCUAUCUCUUGAGAUAUAAAAGAGAGAAGCAGCAGAGAGAUGUGGGGACUUCAUACCACCAAGAAAGCAGUGCCUGGUGCAGUGUGCGUCCUUUGAACCCAGGGUUCCUGAGCAGAGAAGCUUCUAGUUUGGGGAAAGAUUGAUGAGAAGGCUGACAGAGAGAAAGCCUUCCUCUGGAGCUGACACCCUGAAUUUGAACUUUUAGCUUACUUUACCGUGAGGAAAUAAAUUUCUCUUGUGAAAGCUAUCCACUGGUGGUAUUUCUGUUACAGCAGCACUGGAUAACUGAGACACUGUCUUUCACAAGGGAGUACAUACAAACAUUAUGGACUACGCAGGUUAUCAUGGUGCACAGGCGCAGUAAGACAUACUGCAUUUUUUUUCUUUGGCAUGUAGGCUAGUAAAAUGGGUUUGACUGGCUUGAGCCACACUCAGUGCUUUGAAGACAAUGGACAGCAGGGGGCAAGUUGGGCUAGGUCUGAGCAGCUCCCAGUUGAGCCACACCCAUCACCAUCACCUAAGCUUUUGUUUGCUAAUGGACAAGAGGAACAGGUCACAAACUCCUUUAACACAAUGAGUAAGGUCAUUCUUCAUUUAGAUAUCAACAUUACUUUAUUUCACUUGAAAAAAGUAAACAUUUUAAACUUUUCAUUGAAAUCACAGUUCCAUGAAUAAUACGGCAAGAAAAAUUCAGAAUAUUUUUUCAACGUCUUAAAACUUGUCUCAGUGGAGAAGACUUUAAACUCAGUAGUCUACAAAUUACGUUUAAAAUAGAGAUGCGUAUGAACUUAUUUCUAAUGCUUGAGUGUUUACUCCUAAGCCAGUCUCUGGGAAAGUUGCUAGUAGCCAACUCGACGUCAUUUAGAAUCUAAGCACUUAUACCCAUUUUCCCUUCAUUCCCCACCAGCCCACCCCAGGCUGUCUCUUUUUGGAAAUCUCUUUGUCACUCUGGAGCAUCUGUUACAAAUGGUAGACAGGAGAAACACAACCCUCUCAAUUUCAUCAGUAGAAUUUGGAGAGAGGAGUUUGAAGGCAGAAAAUUACUCUUUCUGGGUUAUUAGUAAAAUUCAGAAUUCAAUGCUGUCCCUAUUUCUAUUUAUCGUUUUUUCCUAUUUCUAUUUACCACAAAUAACCAAGUUGCCAAGGCUAGUUUAGAAUACCAUGGAAUAUAUAUUUGUUAUUCUAAAUCAUUCUAUAGAAUAUAACUUUUCUGUUAUCUUGCCAAGUACUCUGGUGGUGCAGUAGUUAAAAACUUGGCUGCUAACCGAAAAAUCAGAGGUUUGAACCCACCAGCCACUCCCUGGGAUAGCCUGCUUCCGUAAGGAUUUACAGCCUUGGAAACCCUAUGGGUCAGUUCUACCCUGUCCUGCAGCAUCUCUAUGAGUCAGAAUCAGCUCCAAGGCACACAACAUCAGGUCUGUAACCAAGAAGUCAAAUCGUAACAGACUAGUAUAUUUUAAUCAGAUCAAUGAACUACUUUUGUUUUUGAUUCUGUCGUAGUGAAGAACUAGAACUGAUUGAAAAUUAAAUUCUAUUUGGAUACGUAUGAAGAACGUCUUGAAAUCUUGUGAUGAAAACUGCGUUGAAGAAAAAAAUAUCAGAAUUAAUGAAGUUAUGAGAUAGAGAACGUCUUCUGCUAUAAACUCACUCCCCAAUAGAUGGUGCUAUCUUCUCUAGUGAGUGCUACCCUGGUCCACCUUCUCUUAAAACGUAGGCAACAGGGAAUGUAAGAGUAAUGUGAAGUUUUGUAUAGAAUAAUUUCAUUGUAAACAUUCUUCUAUUACCCAUACACUCUGGCUUGUAAGACAUCAUUCCACACCAUCCAGUUUGAAAAUCUGCGACUGAUUCCUCUUAGGUAUUUGAUCUUUUCUGCUGUAGCUGUAGGAAAUAAUUUAAAAGAUCAUUUGGAUCGUAGUAAUGUUACUAGGAGGGAUCAAGCUAGUAUAACUCUUUCAGAAAAGUUAUCUCUGGAAAAGACUUGUCGCUUUCCCUAUAUAUUCCCCAAAAAUGACAUCGGGCCUUAACAAUAUUGUUGAAGGAGGUACUACUUCCUCAAUUGAUAAAUGUUUAAUGAUGAUCUACAUAGUGCUAAGAACUGGGAGUGAAAACAGAAGUUAAGCUUCUUAAUACUGAAGGACCUAGCCUAAUGUUUCCCAGACUUAUCAUUUUCAUACAUCCUACUAGAUUUUGCUGCAAUGAUACACUUCUUUACCAUAGUAGGCUGACUACUUUUCUUUAAAGUAGCUCUCUUUCAUUUUAAAAGGAAACCCUAUCACUAAUAUUAACAAAAAAAAAAAGUUGCAUAGGCAGAAGGUAGUCAUUAAAAAAUAUCACAACAACAAAACUAUAUUAUAAAUUCUAGCAAAUUACUUUUCCCUACAGAGGUUGCUGAGACCUGCUUUCAUAAAAAGGAAAACAGUCACACGAUAGAUGUUAAAGACAUACUGGCACCAAACUAAAACUUUCUCUCUAACGUAAUCAAAGAUAUACCCUGCAAUUCACUACUUAAUGCCAAAACAGUGCGACACAUAAAACCUUCUAUAGUACCACCACUGAUGAGUGUCCUACAUUUUGGGAAAUACCCUAGCCAGGAACCAGUCAUUAUAAUACAGUUUCACCAGUGCUACAUAAAGGCAUUGUGGUGUGUUUUGCAAGAUACAAUGGAAGCAGAUUUGUCUCUAUGGAGGAGGAAGACUGGGAGUUAUUUUAGAGGAAAUAGUCAUUUGAGCUGUUUAUUGAAAGAUGAGUACAAAUUCACUGAGCAACAGAAGAGAAGACAGGGUAUGUCAGGUAGAGUGAAAUAGAUGGGCCAAGGGACAAUUGCGGUGGUGGGAGUGGUCUGGUAUGCUGUUGGGGUGGAGCCCAGCAGAGCUCUGUGGUCUCCCAGAGCUGAGGAGGCAUUGAUCAAGUUCAGGCUGCUGAAGUAGCCAGAAUUUGCAAGACAGGGGACGGAAGGGGAAGAAGCUGUACAUACACAGGGUUACACAGGACAGCACUCCACAAGGCCUAGCAGAGGAGAGUGCUGCUGGCUGAAAGCUGAAAAAAGAUACUAAACAUGGCCCCAGAGCUGGAAGAAGUUGGAGCUCCGGUCCAGCCAGAAUGGGGGGACCACACUGAGCACUUCUGAUAAUCAGAUGAAAUCCCAGAAAGUCAAUGCCUUAGAAGUAUGGUCACGCCCUAGACUAGAGGCCACACCGUAAGAACUAGGAGUAAUCAAGGAUUUCUUAGAACACAAAUAGCACUAACAAUAGAAGAAAAAUAUAUGAUGAAUUUAUCUUCAUCAAAAUUAAAGACAUUUUUAAAGAAAAGGAAAAUGUUAGCCACGGAUUAAGAGUACAUGUUUUCCAGUUCAUGUCUGACAAGGGGCUAGCAUCCAUAAUGUGCAAAAACCAAAUCCACUGCCGUCGAGUUGAUUCCUACUCAUGGCUACCCAAUAAGUGAGAGUAGAACUGUCCCAUAGGGUUUUGUGAUAUGCAAAGAACUAUAAAUCAAUAAGAAAAGCAAACCAUUUUUUUUUUAAUGAGAAAAGACAUUUUUAUACCAGAGAUAAAGAAUGGCCAAUAUGCAUAUGAAAGGGCAUUCAACAGUAUUAGUCAUCAGGGAGAUGCAAAUUAAAACCGCAAGGACAUAACAAUUCACACCCCCUAGGGUGGCUGGGAAACAAUAAAGUACUGAUACAAUGUGAGCGAGGAUACUGAGCAAAUGCAACUCUCAUACAUUACAGAUGGGAAUGAAAAACCAUUGGCACUUUCUUAGACAGUGAAACAUGUUGUUACCCUGUGACCCAUCAUUUCACUUUAGAUAUUUACACACGUGAAAUGGUAGCAUAUAUCCAUGGAAAGAAUCAUACAAUAAGAUUUAAAACAGGUUUAUUUAUAAUUAUCCCAAAUUGGAAACAGUCUAAAUAUCCAUCAAUUGUUGUGGUGAGUUUCCAUCGAGUUAGCUCCAACUCAUGACAACCUUAUGUAUAACUAUGAAACAUUGCCUGGUGUUGUGCCAUCUUCAUAAUCUUUGGUAUAUUGGAGUCCAAUCCAUAAAUAGAGAGAAAGAAUAAACCUGGCGUGUAUGUUUGCACAAUGGCAUUCUACUUAGAAAUGAAAGAUAAGAGCAGACCAACAUGGAUGAAUUCCAAAAACAUUACGUUGAACACAAGAAGCCAGACAUAAAAGUAUAUAUUCUGUAUGAUUCCAUUUAUAUGAGAUUCAAGAAGAGUCAAAAUUAGUGCAUACUGAUAGGAAUAAAAAUGGUAGUUUGUUUGGGGCAUAGAGGUUAACUAGAGGGGGCGAUAAGGGAAUUUUCUGGGGUGAUGGAACUGUUCUAUAUCUAGAUUACAGUGUUGGUUACGGUGUUGGUACUUGUCAAAAGCAAAACAUAUAUACAUUUAAGGCAUGUGAAUUCAUGGUAUAUUCAUCUGUCCUAGUCAUCUAGCACUGCUUUAACAGAAAUACCACAAGAAAUUUAUUUCUUCACAGUAAUGUAGGCUAAAAGUCUAAAUUCAGAGCAUUAGCUCUCUUUCUUUCCCUGUUGGCCUUCACAUUAACUUCCCCGUGCAGGGACCAGCUCUGCUUUUAGCACUGUUUUCUUGGUAUGAGGUCCCCCCCCUCUUUGAUUCCCUUUGCUUUUUAUCUCUUGAGAGAUAAAAGGUAGGGCAGGCCACACCCCAGAGAAGCUCCCUUUACAUUGAAUCAGGGCUAUGACCUGGAUAAGGGUGUUACAAUCCCACUGUAAUCCUCUUUAACAUAAAAUUACAAUCACAAAAUGGAGGACAACCACACAAUACCGGAAAUCGUGGCCUAACCAAGCUGACACACAUUUUUGGGGACACAAUUCAAUCUGUGACAAAAUCUAAUUUUUGGAGGCCUGGUGGUUCAGUGGUUAAGAACAACUGUUGCUAACCAAAAGGUCAGCUGUUAGAAUCCACCAGCCCCUCCUUGGAAACGAUAUGUGGCAGCUCUACUCUGUCAUGUAGGGUCACUAUGAGUCGGAAUUGACUCAACUGCAGUGGGUUUUAUGUCUCACCUUAAUAAAAAUGUUGUAUCAUUUUAAAUUGUUAACUUAAAAAUAAAUUCAUAAUUAUGAAAAUGUUUCACCACUUUAAAAAAUUAAGCGUUUCUUCCAUCUUCAUAUAUUUAAAAAUGAAUUUCUGCAAGGUUAAUUCAAACUUCAAAUGAACCAACUAUUGGAACCAAAAUCGAGAAACUUUUUAAAUCCUUUCUCUUCAACAGGAAUUUUAAUCUUGUUCCUUGGCAUUUUAAAAACUGUUGCUCCUUUAGACACUACACUCUUUUAUUUUAUUGUGCUUUAGAUGAAGGUUUACAGAGCAAAUUAGUUUCUCAUUAAACAAUUAAUACAUAUAUUGUUUUGUGACUUUGGCUACCAACCCCACAACAUGUCAACACUCUCCCUUCUUGACCUUGGGUUCCUCAUCACCAGCUUUCUUGUCCCCUCCUGCCUUCUUAUUCUUGCCUCUGGGCGUGUGCCCGUUUUGUCUGGCUUUGUUUUAUGGGCCUGUCUAAUCUCUGGCUGAAGGGUGAACCUCAGGAGUGAUUCAGGACUGAACUAAAAGGGAGUCCAGGGGCCAUUCUCUCAGGAUUUCUCCAGUCUCUGUCAGACCAGUAAGUCUGGCCUUUUUUUGUGAGUUGGAAUUUUAUUCUACAUAUUUCUCCACCUCUGUCUGGGACCCUCUAUUGUGAUCCCUGUCAGAGCAGCCAGUGGUGGUUGGCAGGCACUGUCUAGCUGUGCUGGACUCAGUCUGGUGAAGGCUGUGGUAGUUGUGGUCCAUUAGUCAUUUGGACUAAUCUUUCCUUUGUGUCUUUGGUUUUCUUCAUUGUCACCUGUUCCAGAAGGGGUGAGACCAGUCGAGUAUCUUACACGGCUGUUCACAAGCUUUUAAGACCCCGGAUGCUACUCAGCAAAGUAGGAUGUAGAACACUUUCUUUAUAAACUAUAUUAUGGCAAUUGAGGUAUAUGUCCCUCAAGACUGUGGUCCCAGGCCCUCAGGGAGUUUGGAUGUGUAGAGACCAUACUUGUUUUCAAAUUAACAUUCAAUAGAACUUUAGUUCUCGGGUUAAACAAACAAACAAAAAAACCAAACUUGUUGCCAUCAAAUCAGUUCUGAAUCUUGGCAAUCCCAUGUGUUACACAGUAGUGCUGCCCCAUAGGCAUGUCCCAAGAACUGGAGAUCAGAGGAUGAUUAGAUGAAUGCAUGAGCUUUGCCAGAACAUUCUUUUAUAUCAUGAAUGCAGGCCACACCCCCAAGGAAACUGCUCUUUCAACUGAUUGUCUGCUCACAUUAGAUCACAAAAUGGGAGUUGGUAACACAGUGUUUGCCAAACCACCGAGAAUUAUAGCCUAGCCAAGUUGACACAUAAUAUUAGCCAUCGCACUACCCAUACUCCACCAAACCCAUGUAAGCCCUAGCCUUGCUUCCCCUUUUGAGUCAGCCUUUUGGAGAGGCUUAGUUCCCUGCUGGCUCCUUUUGCUUGAAUCAAGCAAAAUAAAGCUUGCCGAAGAUAGUUUGUCUUUUGCUGGUAUUCUUACUCAGGAAAAGACAAGGACCCUUUGUGUCAGAUUGACGAUUGGUAACACUACUGCCUGCAAUGUGGACAUGAUGGCUGGAAUGCCAGCAGUUAUCAUGGACUCAUGUAGUAACCUUGACGGAAGAAGCCACAUACUGAGGAUAACAGAGCAGAAUUAUAGGAGUUUUGGUCCCUGAUAGCUGUGAAGUUGCACUGAACUAACAUCAAACUUCUUUCAUAUAAGAGACAAAUAAAAUUCUAUCUUAUUUAAGUUACACGAUAUUUUGGAUUAAAUGCUGCUAAAUAUAAUCUUAGCUGAGUCGUGAGUUAUCAUUUAUCCUACCCCUUCAACCCAGUCUUUGGAGGUGACAAAGCACAGGUCAAUUACAGAAUUUGCCAAAAUCGCAACCCAACCCUAUUCCUGAAACCUCUUGAAUGAGUUCCCCAUGUUCCCACUCUGUGUUUCCUCUGUAUAGUGAUACCAAUAAGUUAUUGUUGUUAGGUGCUGUCGAGUUGUUCCAACUAGUAGUGACUGUAUUUACAUACAACAGAAUGAAACACUGCCCAGUCCUGCACCACCCUCCCAGUUGUUGCAAUGUUUUAACCCAUUGUUGCAGCGACUGUGUCAAUCUAUCUCGUUGAGGGUCUUCCUCUUUUUCACUGACCGUCUUUCUCCAGGGACUGGUCCCUCCUGAUAACAUACUGAAGUACGUGAGACAGUCUCUCAGUCCUUGAUUUUAAGGAAUGUUCUGGCUGUAAUUCUUUCAAGAUAGAUUUGUUUGUUCUUCUGGCAGUCCAUAGUAUUCAGUAUUCUUCGCCAACACCAUAAUUCAAAGGCAUCAAUUCUUCAGUCUUCCUUAUUCAUUGUCCAGCUUUCACAUGCAUAUGAGGUGAUUGCAAAUACCACGGCUUGAGUCAAGCACCACUUAGUUCUCAAAGUGACAUCUUUGCUUUUUAAUAAUAUAUAGAACCAGAAAUAGAUCCAGAAUUUGAGGAAGUUAAAGCUUCUAUAGUUCGGGGGGUUUAUUUAAAAAAAAAAAAAAAUUAGGUACCGUGUUAGGCAUGGUUCAUUCCUUAGAAGCAGAGUCUAAGACGAGGAUUCUUGUAUAAGUGAUUUAUUGAGGGCAGGCUCUCAGGAAAUUUUAGUUAGUGAGGGAAUGCAAGAUAGGGCAGGGGAGCUAGGUGAAGGUGUGGAUUCAGAAGAUACUAGCCUGAGCCUGAUCCCAUGGGGGGCUCUAGAGUAUGAAUUACCCCACCAUGAGGCAAGAACUUUUAUACUAAGCAUCAGCCUGUCAUUGGGGAUGGCCCAACCUCCAAGGCAUCUCCAGGCAAGGUGGCUCUCCUAGGCCAUGGACAAUUCAUCAUCUGCAGAAGGGAACAGCUAUGAGACCUUAGCAGUAAACACCUGGAGCCGUUGGGAGCUGGAUGCACGGGCUUGCUGAAGGGAAUCAAGGCAGGAACCAACAGCUAUUGCUGCAGGUAUGAAAAUGAAAAUGAAGAGAAAGUGAAGAAGAAAAAAUGAGUCAUUUUAAAUUAAAAAAAAUUGAUAAACACUGCAAAUACCACAAAAUCCAGAAAGUUACAUAAUUGAGAUGCUUGGCAUCUCUCUAAUAUAGCACUUCUAUUUUUUUACUGUAUGAUCUUUGAUCAUUUCUUCCUGUGACAAUGGUGUGCUAUUAUUUUCUAUAGUCAGUAUAGAAAGAUAAUUUAACUGUCUAGCAUAGCUGAUGGAAAUUUAUUUUACAUUAUUGAUUGCUUAAAAAGUUUCCUUUACCUUUACAACUUAUUAUUAGUAAGGUCAUGUACAUUUUUAGGAUUGUUGUCAAAUUUGGGAAAGGCUUUAUCAAUUUUUUUCCAUAUACAAGCUAUAAGAUUUAAAGACAUUGCAAGUUUUCUUGAGCAGUGAUGAAUCCUACAUUCUCUCUGAAUUGACCACACUCGAUGAUCAGUUUGUCUUCAAUAUACUGUCACAGUAAUGUAUAAUGAGUUUUAUGUUAUCUUUAUUGAUGUUAGUACUUUGUGUCUAAUCAACAGGAAAUUUAAGCCUUCUAAUAAGUGACGUGAUCCGACUUCGUCAAGAUCAGAUGCAUGAAAUACACGAUCCUAUACUUAGCAAUGUGUAAUAUAACACAUUCCUCCACAGACAGAUGUAAUCUACAAACACAGUAAUAUUACUAUGUUACUAGGCCCGUCCAGGGCCUUGGAAGGGGCCUGUGUAUGUGAGGGGCCCUGACGCUUAAACUUUACUAACUCCACAAUACAUCUGCCUCCAGGUAGGAUGGGUGGAAUACCAUCUAUCCAGGAACACUUAGUUUAUUUAUGCUAUUGUAACCACACUUCCAGGAGAAGCAACAGUCGCCAUGCCUAAGAAGUCCUUGAGUUCAAUGAGGCUUGGGAAUACCGUUUUAUCCACAAAUCAAACUCUUUUCCUUGAUUUCAAUCUUUGGCUUCUGCGUAGAUUCCUCCCAAAUCUCAGCUAUGUUUCUUCCUCUUUCUUAUGGUUGCAGGAAUGUCAAACUGAGAUCUCUAUCUCUUUAUUAGGCUUGUAUCUCCACAUAUCUUAUUGACCGAGACAUAUUCUCACUAACGGAGUCAUGUUCACAUAAGCUGCUAAUUCUGUGCAAUUAAUUUCUAGUAUAUUAAUACACAAAAUAUUUGCAAAUAUAUAUAUCCAUGUGAUACAUUAAUCCUUUAUAACAUUUCUAACUAGAUACAUUAUAUCUUUUAAAGUUUUAUAUUUUGUAUUCUGAAAAGUUCUAUGUUUUAGAAACACUUGUAAUUUAAUCUUAUUAAUUUCCUCAGAAUAUAUCUCUUUUGAGCAACUCUACACACUGCAAGUUUAAAACAAAAUGUGGCAAGGUAGCAAAAGGAUGGUGAACAAAUUCUCUAGUAUGAGUGUUGUUAGCUGUCAUCGAGUUCGCCCCUGACUCAUGGAGACCCCACGCACAACAGAAUGAAAUGUUGCCUGGUCCUGUGCCAUGCCACAAACGGUUGCAAAUCAGACCAUUGUGAUCCGUAGGGUUAUCAAUGGCUGAUUUUUGGAAGUAGAUUGCCAGGCCUAUCUUCAUUGUCCAUCUUAAUUUGACAGCUCUGCUGAAACCUGUUCAGCAUCCUAGCAACACACAAGCCUCCAAUGAUAGAUAAGCGGUUGCUGUGCUAGAGGUUCACUGGCCAGGAAUUGAACCCGGGUCUCCUGCAUGGAAAGUAAGAAUUCUACCACUGAACUGUCACUGCCCACCUGGUAUAAGUAAUAGUGGCUAAAAGUGGAAUCUAUUACUACAGUAUUGUCACCUCACAGAUUGGUUGAUAUUUAGCACUUUUCCUCUAGAUUUUUCUGUUGGCUUUUAAGGUUUUCAACUUCCAGAGGCUUGUUCUCCUGGGCAGAAUCAUGGGUUGGUUAAGCUGAUUCUCUGUAUUCCAUUGCUGUCAAGUCAAUUCUGCCUCACGGUGACCCUAUAGGACACAGUACAACUGCACACAGGGUUUCCAAGGGUAUAGUCUUUACGCCUUGGUGAUAGAAACGACUUUGGAGAUAGCAUGAUAGAACUUGGUAAGACCAACGAUUUAAUCAUUGCAGAUAUCUUUUUUUACAACGUAAACAGCAACUACAUAUAUGGACCUCGGUAGAUGCAAUACACAGGAUUCAAAUCAGUUAUAUCUGCGGAAAGAGCCUAUGGAGAGUUCAUUAUUAUCAGUCAGAACAAGGCCAGGGUCCGACUGUGGAACAGGCCAUUAAUUGCUCGUAUACAAAUUCAAGUCGAAGCUGAAGAAAAUUAAAACAAGUCCACGAGAGCCAAAAUACAGCCCUGAGCAUAUCCCACCUGAAUUUAGAGACCAUCUCAAAAAUAGAUUUGACGCAUUAAACAUUAAUGACUGAAGACCAGACAAGUUGUGUGAUGACAUUAAAGACAUCAUACCUGGAGAAAGCAAAGGUCAUUAAAGAGACAGGAAAGAAAGAAAAGAUCAAAAUGGCUGUCAGAAGAGACUCUGAAACUUGCUGUUGAAUAUAGAGCAGCUAAAGCAAAUGGAAGAAAUGCUGAAGCAAAAGAGCUGAAAAGAAGGUUUCUAAGGGUUGCUCCAGAAGACAAAGUAUUAUAAUGAUAUGCACAAAGACCUGGAGUUAGAAAACCAGAAGGGAAGAACACGCUCAGCAUUUGUCAAGCUUUGUGUUACACUAAAUAUUUAUGGUGAAAAGAGAGGAAGAUCUUCAACGAGAUGGAUUGAUUGACACAGUGACUACAAUUGUUACCGCAAUUUCGCAAGUUAGAGCCACCUGCUGCAAACAGCCAAUUCUAGAGAUGGGGUGAGGAGGGUAGCAAGAGCUUUACUAUAUAUAUCGAUAUAUUGAGACAGAGGGAAAUGAUCUCCUCCUAAACCUGCCUGUCUAGAGAAACUGGAGGCCAGCUGGGGUUUUAUAGGGAAAAAGGGACAUGGGUUUUAGGAACUUGUGGAAGGUCCAUUCUCUUUCUGUGUGGCUUCAGUGGUAAUGUCUCAAACAUGUUGAUCUUUUCCUGUCAUUAUCCAAUCAGCCCAGGGGAUGACUGGUGCCAUCCUGGUAAGCAUCAUCCUGUUUGACAGGUUUAGAUCGAUACCACUUGUUUUUCCACGGUCCUAGAGGAAACAUUGACAUUGGUUAACUUUUAGAGGAGCUAACAGCAAAAUCAUACUUGGAGACAGAGACAGGCUGGGAAGGGGAAAAAAAUGGUGCAGGUGCUGUUCAAGAUUUGGCUGAGCAGCCUGUUCCACAAUGAUGGGCUCAAGCAUAGCAACUAUUAUAAAGAUGGCAUAGGACAGGACAGUGUUUUGUUCUGCUGUGCACGGGUUUGUUAUGAGUCAGAACCGACUAGAUGGCACCUAACAACAACAAUCUUUACAGAAGCUGACGCCACAUAUUUCUCCCACGGUACAACUGGUGGGUUCGAAUUGCUGACCUUUUGGUUAGCAGCCAAGUGCUCAACCACUGUGCCAUUAGGGCCCUUUGAUUCUCCGUAUAGUGAUGUAAUUUCCUUGCAUACAUGGGUCUCACUUCUACUAAAGCUUUAUUAAUAAUCACUGUUUCAGAUGUCAGGUCAACCAAAGUUAACUAACAAGCACUUACUGAGUUUUUACAUUGAUGUAAAAAUAUGCAAUGAAGCUAGUGGAAAUAUUGUUGUUGCUGUUAUACAUCAUUGAGUCUGUUCCAAUCCACAGCAACCUUAUAGGACAGAGUAGAACUGCCUCAUAGGGUUUCCAAUGAGCAGCUGUUGAAUUCGAACUGGCGACCUUUUGGUUAGCAGCCAAGCUCUUCAAACAAUUGAGCCAGAAGGGCUCCAGUGGAAAUAUUAGUACUUAAAAAUCAAAAAGGACACAAGAAACAAUUUAUAAAAAGAAUUUUAGGGUUUGAAAUUGGAACCUAGGUUAAAGUGUGCAGAGUUUGUUGAUUUCAUAGCCUUAGGUAUUUGAAGAUCAAACUCUCUUGGAUUAGCAGCUACGAUCCUAUUGUGCAAAGUAGAAACUCAAGCUUAAUGUAAUCUUACACAAAAAUUAUUUUGUCAUUCAUUGAAAAGAGAAAAAUAGGCUGGUCAAGAAUUGGCAAUUUUGGCCUUUUAGUUAUUUAUUUAGCUUAGCUUGCUUUGUUAAACUUCACCUUUAAUGUAUAGUGCCUGAGCUAAAAGUGCAUAUUAUAUUUUUCAUGUAUUAUUAUGUUUAUUGCAGGCUUGAUUUUAGGAACAAAAAUAUUUAGACAAAUUACAACAAUCGAAAAAAUUUGACAGGUGCAUACUGUUUUCUCAUACCCUUUCUUUUCUCUUUCUCCUUUAUAUACAUUUUUAGGUUUUUUUUUUAUAAUUUAUAAUUUAUCUGACAUAGGAUUUGUUUCUUUUAAUGGUGAAUGUAAACCACUGGUCAUUCCAGUUUAAUAAAUUUGACUUUAAGUCUUUUAUUCCCACUUUAAAUAUAAUUUUGGUUCAUUUCCACUCAAUUGUGUAUAUACACUGGUCCACAAUUAACUUUGUCCUGUGCUAAACUCCUACUAUGGCCAAAUUUGGGCUUUCAAGACUUUAAAGCAACAUGAUAGAGCCAUAUUACAUGUCCUCAACUUAGAUCUGCUGCGAGGUCAAGCGUUCCUGGGGAAAGAAAUGAGCUGCUUGGCAACAACAACACCUGGGUAAAAUUAUAAACUAAUUUUAGACAAGAAAAAAAUGAGAUCAUCAAUUGUUGUCAUGGGGUGUUAGUUAGACAGAGAUUGGAGUACUUACUUUUCUGAAAUAAUAACGAAAAGAACAUUAUAGUUUUUUUUUUAAUUGGCCAGCUAUUACAUUUAACUGAAAAAAGGAAAUGCAUCAAAUUAAAUUUUUCUUCUCUAUGAACUUUUCUCCUAAGCUAAACUAAUUUAUAACAAAGGAAGCUAGUUUUAGUGAAAACCAGAAAACCAAACCCUUUGCCGUCAAGUCGAUUCCGAAUCUCUCCCAGUUGCCAUUGCAUAAAUUCUGACUCAUGGCGACCCUGUGUAUGUCAGAGUAGAACUGUGCUCAUAGGGUUUUCAGUGGCUAAUUUUUUCUGAAGUAGUGAGGGAGGCCAAAGGCAUCUAGAAUGGUGGUGGAGGAGAUGGUUGGACAGGAGGGGGGCGAUAAGGCAACUGGUGACUUGCGGAAAAAGAGAAAUGUUUUAAAUGUUGUUAGGAAAUUUUACAGGGCAAGAUGUGAUCUAAUCCCCUCUUUAUCUCCCUUCAAAGCAUUCAGUAAAAUCUACUAUAUUCAUAAGGGGUUUGGAUUUGCAUCAAGUCUGGCCUAAAGGAGAAAAUGGGGCUGCAAAAGGGGCAUACCCACAAACAGAUUACAUUUAUAACACACAUGUGAGUAUGUGUACAUACAUUCAUAAAGAAAAAGACAGAAAUCUGGAAGUACUGUACGUGCACCAAAAUCCUACAUUCAUUAUUUCACAGUAAUAGUCAUAUGGAUGGGAUCAUAAAUAUUGUUAGUUUUUUUCUUUGUACUUUACUGGAUUUUCCAAUUUUUAUGGUGAAUAUGCAAAAAAAAAAAAAAAAGCUGAUAGUUUUAAUAACAAAAGGAAUGUAAUAACUGUAUUUUUCUAAUUGGUUUUAUUGGAAUUUUCUAGUUUGCUCCCUGCUUUUUUUUUUUUUCAUCUUCUAUCAUGUCUCUAAUAGAUAGAUGUUUAUUUAUUAAUUUGUAGACCACACAAGUUUUUAUUUAUUAAUGACUCUUAGUUACCACAUCUUUUAUAAAAAUAUUGUUCCAUGGACCAUUUUGAGGAUCUUAAGUACCCUGUGACCACCUAUAGGGACUCUGGGUGGUGCAAAUGGUUUGCCCUCACCUACUAACGUAUCGAUUGGUGGUUCGAACUCAACAAGCAGUGGCAUGGAAGAAAGCCCUGGUAAGCUGCUUCUGUAAAGAUUAUAGCCAAGAAAAUCCCAUGGAGCAGUUCUACUUUGUAACACAUGGGGUAACCAUGAAUCAGAAGCAACUCAAUGGCAAUGAGUUUGGUUUUUUGGUUGUGACCACCUAUAUUAUCCAUCCCUGCUAGUGACUUUAAAAUGUGUAGCACCAAAAUGAUCAGGAAGUUUGAGAAGCGAAUCUUUAGUAAAGGUCUUAAGGUAUAUACAUGGUCAAGGUGUAUACAUUGCUUGACAGAUCAGCUCAGGAAUCUCUUGAAUGACCCUCAAGCACUGCAAUGGGUCCAAGCUCUAAAUCAAUAUUGUAUCCAAUGGGCUGGGGGAGCAAUAAAGAUUCCCCAUUCAUUAUCCUGAACCAUAACCUUAGGAGAGGAAUUUCCUUAUCUACCGCAAGUUGGGCUCUGUCUUUGCACUGUUAUUGUGUACAGGCCCUAGGGAAUCAGAGCAACAAAGACUCUCUUCUCAGAGAACCUUGCUGUCCUCGUUUCCAGAAACAGCUAUGGAAGCAGAGCAGCUAAUCUCACUGACAGGGAAGGAGGGAAGCCAAAGGUAGCCUCAAGUAACAGAGUCUCAGGACAUUUCGGGCUUUAAAAUAGCUUUGCCUCAUGGGCCAUUUGAAAAAAUCUGUACAGUACUUGAAGAAGUUGUGUUAAAACCUUAUUCAAUAGAAGUGAGGUUCUGCCAGUGGCAUCAACAGGGGGCUGCAGGGGAUGUGGACCUCACUGAGUGACCCUGUCAGAGGGAAUGACACCGAAAUGACUGUCUAUAAAAUUUUUGUGGAGUGUGUCAGCAGAAAUCUAUUAUUUUUUAUAAAAAUAUCUCUGUAAUGAACACAACAGAGAAUCCCUGGUGCAGCAGAACAGUGGGAUCUCAAAUUCUCAUAAAAAGACCAGAAUUAAGGGUCUGACUGAGACUGGAGGGACCCCAGAGGUCAUGACCCCCGGACUCUUUGUUAGCCCAAAACUGGAACCAUUCCCGAAGCCAACUCUUCAGACAGGGAUUGGACUGGACUAUAAGACAGAAAGUGAUACUGGUGAGGAGUGAGCUUCUUGGCUCAAGUAGACACAUGAGACUAUGUGUGUGGGUAGCUCCUGUUGGAAGCGAGAUACAAAGGCAGAGGGGGACAGGAGAUGACUGAAUGGACACGGGGAACACAGGGUGGAGAGGAGGAGUGCGCUCUCACAUUAGGGGGACAGCAGCUAGGUGUGUAGAAGUUUUUGUAUAAGAGACUGACAUAAAUUGUAACUUUCACUUAAAACACAAUAAAUUUUUUAAAAAUCCGUGUAAUUAAUUAUAACAACAAAAUUUUUUUUUAGUAAGCCCACCCUGGGUGUAUCAAUAUACGCACAAGGCUAAAAGUCGAUGGAAAUUUACUUUUUGGUUUUUUAAUGCACUCCAGUCACAGCUGUCAUUAUCACCUAAUUACAAUUGAUACACUUCAAAUCUUGUGGUUCUGUCUGCAUGUACUACAACCAUGUGCUGUUGUUCUUGUCGCUGCUGGUGUUUUUGUAGUAACUGAUUUUGUCAAAUUUUCUCUUGUUUUAGGCACAGUAUUGUGGUAGUUAGCAUGGGGGAGGGAUGACACCAUGAGUUACCACACUGGGUGACAUCAACCCUAGUGACACCACUGGGUCUGCCCGACAUUUUUCAUCAUUCUCUUUGUUUUUGUUUCCUGGGUUUCCUCUCAGCUUAUAAUUUCUCCUCUUUUUACUCUCUAAGUGAUUUAAUUCUUCUCUGGGUAUAUGUAGAACUGCACUUUCCUUAGCUCCUUCAUUUUCCUUAGUGUUGCCAGUUGAAAACCCCAGGUUUUGCUCAACGUGACUUGUUACAAUCAAUAAACAAGAAGCCAAGGUGGGAGAUCCAAAAGAUGCCUUUAUUUUGUUGUACAAGGAAAGGACCAAUGGGGCUGCUUCCUCCAAGACUGCUCACAGGCAACUUGGGGAGGUGGGCUUUUACAGAGAGCAGACAAGGAAAUGCAAAUUCAUCAUGAAUAUUCAGGAUUGACCUUUAUGCAGGUGCUCAGAGGUUGGGGAUGACUAUGCAUUUUCUUUAGACAGGGGUUUGAUCCCCCAGGAUGGAGGAAGGGGUGAAUUUUUCUUCAUUAGGAUGUUAAGUCUCUAAGCAGAGGUGGGCUGAGGCCAUCUAUGGCCUGUUCUGUGGUUAUCUUGUCAAGGAGAAUUUCAGAAGAAAGGGCAGCUUAUUUUGCUCAGUGUAGGAGGAUAAGUCAGAGCUGGUAUCUCUUAGAAGGGUUGGGCUCUAAGGCUGCCUGCCUCAUUAGUACCACUGCUAGUCUCCUUGUGGAUGGCUAUGUCUUCCUCCUCUCAACAUGUCAAAAGUACACUCAUCGACUUACCCCUCACACUCCCAUUGCAUCUAUUUUAAUGACUUUACCGUCUACCCAGUUGUUCACACUAAAAAACUCUGUCUUCUUUCCUCCCUUUUUCCACUGCGUUCCCCCUUCUCAAAAUGCAGACAUUAAGUCAGGCAUCAAUUCUGGUUUCUUCUACCUGUGGAAUGUUUCUGGAAUCCUUGGACUUUGUAGAAUCCUUUAAUUUGUCUCAAUCCAAAAUCUGCUUCCAAUUCAUCCUCCGCACAACUAUCAGCGACUUUUCUAGAACAAAAAUCUGAUUUUCUCCGCCACUUAACACCAUUUAAUAGUUACCCAUUGUCUGGAUAAGUUUUAAAUCCUUAGUAAUGUAUGCAAUACUACGUGUUCUUUCAGUCCCCGGUUUACCUUUCUGCUGACCUACUCUCUUAAUUCUCUGCCUGCUGCCCUAUGACAGCAAGCAUUUCCCCCACGUUAGCCCAGACUGAUCGCUUAAUGUGCUAUGUAGUACGGGUUACGGGUUACGUGGUUAUUUUAGCUAGAGAGCUUUCUGGAGAAAAACUAUAAAUAUUUGGGGGUCUAAGGGAACCCCAGUAUCUUAGAGUGGUAAUAUAUUUUGUUUAUUUUGUAUUCUGGCAGCCCCCAAAAUCAUGCAAUGGGCAGGGCUUGGUUCUGGAGGAAAUUGUUCAGGUUCCAAAUAUUGCUAAAAUGAAAAGAUAGUAGGCAAGAUUCAAAUGCGCUUUUGGAAGUAUUUUCUUUAUGUUAUAUUUUUGAAGGUUUUACAGUAAAUUUUAUUUAUCUUUUGGUAAAAUAUCUGCACUCUCUCCAUGGAUCAAGUCAUUUUAUCAUCUUUUAUCCCCCGGCUCCAAAACCUCUAUCUGCCUUUGCUCUACCCUUAACUUUCUUCAUUUUAUUUUGCAUUCCAUUUCUUUAUGCGUGUUCUCAAAAUAUCUUCUCAUUUAGGUCCUGAUUUGCUAGUCUGUGUUGGGGAUUUUAUUAUUUUAUUUUACUCUAAAGAAUAUAAACCAUUCUAAAGCAGGUUGUCUUGCCAAAAGGAGUUCUGAAUCUGAAGUCAAAAUAAUAUCCAAUAUAGUCAGGUACACUUCGCUUAGUAUUUCAGUCUUGAAUAGUGUUACUUUUCCAGGGUGAAGGAAAUCUUUGAUCUACGCUUUCCACCAAGCAUUCGUUUGUCAUAGAUUUCUUGCUCUGAAAGUUACUGGGUCAGUUGUGAUGGUGGUUGAUUUUUUGAGCAGCAAGGAAAGGAGAUGCAUCUGUGUACUUUAAAACCAGCCCUGAGUGAGUACUAUUUCCCUGUCCCCUCCACCCGCUGAAAAAAAAAUAAAUAAAUAACACUUUUUCUUUUAUUGUACUUUAGAUGAAGGUUUACAGAACAAACUAGCUUCUCAUUAAGCAGUUAGUACACAUAUUAUUUUGUCGCAUUGGUUACCAACCCGACGACAUGUUAACACUCUCCCUUCUCAACCUUGGGUUCCCUAUUGCCAGCUUUCCUGUCUGCUCCUGCCCCUGGGCUGGUGUGCCCAUUUAGUCUCGUUUUGUUUUACGUGCCUGUCUAAUCUUUGGCUGAAGGGUGAACUUCACGAGUGACUUCAUUACUGAGCUAAAAGGGUGUCCAGGGGCCAUACCCUCAGGGUUUUUCCAGUCUCUGUCAGGCUAGUAAGUCUGGUCUUUUUUUUGAGUUAGGAUUUUGUUCUACUUUUUUCUCCAGCUCUGUCCAGGACCCUCUAUUGUGAUCCCUGUCAGAGCAGUCUGUGGUGGUAGCAGGGUACCAUCUAGUUGUGCUGGACUCAGUCUGGUAGAGGCUGUGGUAGUUGUGGUCUGUUAGUCCUUUGGACUAAUCUUUCCCUUGUGUCUUUGUUUUUCUUCAUUCUCCCUUGCUCCCAAAGGGGUGAGACCAGUGGAUUAUCUUAGAUGGCCGCUCACAAGCUUUUAAGACCUCAGAUGCUACUCACCAAAGUAGAACGUAGAACAUUUUCUUUAUAAACUAUGAUAUUAUCACCUUUUUUUAAUUGUGUUUUAAAUGAAAGUUUACAGUUCAAGUUAUUUCUCAUACAAAAAUUUAUACACGGAUUGUUAUGUGGCCCUAGUUGCUCUCCCUAUAAUGUGACAGAACACUCCUCCUUUCUACCCCAGAUUUCCCGAGUCCAUUCAACCAGCUCCUGUCCCUCUCUACCUUCUCAUUUCACCUCCGGAAAGGAGCUGCCCAUUCAAUCUCAUAGAUUUACUUGAGCUAAGAAGCACACUCUUCGCAAGUAUCAUUUUAUGUCUUAUAGUCCAGCCUAAUCUUUGUCUGGAGAGUUGACUUCGGGAAUGGUUUUAGUUUUGGGCUAACAGAGAGUCCAGGGGCUGUGUCUCCUGGGGUCCCUUCAGACUCAGUAAGACCAUUAAAUCUGGUAUUCCUACUAGAAUUUGAGUUCUGCAUCCCACUCUUCUCUUUCUCCGUCAGGGACUCUGUUGUGUUCCCUUUCAGGGCAGUCAUUGGUGGGAGCCGGGCACCAUCGAAUUCUUCUGGUCUCAGACUGAUGGAGUCUCUGGUUUACGUGGCCCUUUCUGUCUCUUGGGCUCAUAUUUUCCUUGGGUCUUUGGUGUUCUUCAUUCUCCUUUGCUACAAGUGGGUUGGGACAAAUUGAUGCAUCUUAGAUGGCCGCUUGCAAGCUUUUAAGACCCCAGAUGUCACUCACCAAAAUGGGAUGCUGAACAUUUUCUUAAUACACUUUGUUAUGACAAUUGACCUAGAAGUCCCCUGAAACUAUGGUCCCCAGACCCCUGCCCCUGCUACUCUGUCUCUCAAAGUGUUUGGUUGUAUUCAGGAGACUUCUUAGCUUUUGAUUUAGUCCAGUUGUGCUGACUUCCCCUCUAUUCUGUGUUGUCAUUCCCUUUACCUAAGAUAGUUCUUGUCUACCAUCUAGCAAAUACCCCUCUCUCUCUUUCCCUACCCUCGUAACCAUCAAAGAAUGUUUUCUUCUGUGUUUAAACUCUUUCUUGAGCUCUUGUAGUAGUGGUCUCAUACAAUAUUUGUCCUUUUGGAACUGGCUAAUUUCACUCAGCAGAAUGCCUUCCAGACUCAUCCAUGUUAUAUUUCACAGAUUCCUCAUUGGUCUUUAUGGUUGCGUAGUAUCCCACUGUGUAAAUAUACUAUAAUUUGUUUAUCUAUUCAUCCAAUGAUGGGCAUCUAGGUUGUUUCCAUCUUUUUGUUAUUGUAAACAUUGCUGCAAUGUACAUAGGUAUGCAUAUAUCUAUUCAUGUGAGGGCUUUUAUUUCUCUAGGAUAUAUUCCAAUGAGUGGGAUUGCUGGAUUGUAUGGCACUUCUAUUUCUAGCUUUUCAAGGAGGCACCAAAUCGAUUUCUAAAGUGGUUGUACCAUUUUAUGUUCCUAUCAGCAGUGUAUAAGUGUUCCAGUCUCUCUACAAUCUCUUCAACAUUUAUUAUUUUGUGUUUUUUGGAUUAAUGCCAGCCUCGUUGCUGAGAUGGUAUCUCCUUGUAGUUUUGAUUUGCGUUUCCCUAAUGGCUAAUGAUAGUGAGCAUUUCCUCAUGUAUCUGUUAGCCACCUGAAUGUCUUCUUUGGUAAGGUGCGUGUUCAUAUCCUUUGACCAUUUUUUAAUUGGGUUAUUUGUCUUUUUGUUGUUGAGGUUUUACAGUAUCAUGCAGAUUUUAGAGAUUAGACGCUGAUAGGAUUUUUCUAGUGAAAAUGUUUCCCCCCUCUGUAGGUUGUCUUUUUACUCUUUUGGUGAAGUCUUUUGACUGACCAUAAGUGUUUGAUUUUUAGGAGCUCCCAGUUAUCUAGUUUCUCUUCUGGUGUUUGUGCAUUGUUAGUAAUGUUUUGUGUUCUGUUUAUGCCAUGUAUUAGGGCUCCUAUCAUUGUCCCUAUUUUUUUCUUCCAUGAUCUUUAUCGUUUUAGAUUUUGUAUUUAGGUCUUUGAUCCAUUUUGAGUUAGUUUUUGUGCAUGGUGUGAGAUAUGGGUCUUGUUUCAUUUGUUUGCAGAUGGAUAUCCAGUUAUGCCAGCACUAUUUGUUAAAGAGACUGUCUUUCCCUAAUUAAUGGACUUUGGGCCUUUGUCAAAUAUUAGCUGCUCAUAGGUGGAUGAAUUUACGUCUAGAUUCUCAAUUCUGUUCCACUGGUCUACGUAUCUGGUGGUGUAGUCGUUAAGUGCUACGGCUGCUAACCAAAGGGUCGGCAGAUGGAAUCUGCCAGGCACUCCUUGGAAACUCUAUGGGGCAGUUCUACUCUGUCCUAUAGGGUCACUGUGAGUCGCAAUCGGCUUGACGGCACUGGGUUUGGUUUUUUUGGUUUGAAAUAUCUGUUGUAGUACCAGUACCAGGCUGUUUUGACUACCAUCAUGGUAUAAAAAAAAAAAAAAAACCAUCAUGGUAUAACAGGUUCUAAAAUCAGAUGGUGUGAGGCCUCCUACUUUGUUUUUCUUCUUCAUUAAUGCUUUACUUAUCCAGAGCCUCUUUCCUUUCCAUAGAAGUUGGUGAUUUGUUACUCAAUCCCAUUAAAAAAAAGUCACUGGAAUUUGGAUCAGGAUUGCAUUGUAUCUGUAGAUCGCUUUGGGUAGAAUAGACAUUUUCACAAUGUUGAGUCUUCCUAUCCAUGCGCAAGGUAUAGUUAACACCUUUUUAUUACUAAAUUCUGGGUAUUGUAUUGUUUCCUAAGAUCCAGUACCAGCUAAAGGGAGUUAUUUAAAUUUUUCAAUGUUUCUAGUAAAAAAUAAUUACAGCCUCCUUAGUUGCACAUUAGGUAGAAUUAGACAGUUGUAUGAAUAUGUGGGUAGAAAUGAAAGCAGCUGUAAGAAUUACUGAGCUGACCAGAUUCAAGAAAGCCACAGGUCCAACUCCAGCAGCUUCCAGAAGCCAUUCUUUUUGCCCUCCAGCUCCCACAGGGAAAGGACAAGUCUAGAAAGAAGCACAACAUUGACACACACACCAUCUGUAGGUAGGUAGUGUAGUUUAGUCGUAAUCGCUACUAUUACUCAUCUUACAAAAGAAUCAAGAAGCAUAAUCAGUGAACAAGUAUUUGUUGAUACAGGAAAAGAACUGUGUCCUGACCAUGUGAUGUCAGGUUCUGGGGAAUUAAUUAUCACAAUUAAUUAAAUAAAUGGAUUCAAGGGUACAAAACACCAAGGGCAAGAAAUAUAUGGUACCAACAAUGGGAACCCAACACACAUACACACAUAUUGAAGAAAAUCGUGAGUGCAAAAGGGGAGGACAAAGGCUGCUGGGAGUGGGGCAGGAUCAGAGUGUGAAAUGCAUCUAUCUUUUUUCCACCUCCAAGUGACCAACCAAAAAAAAAAAAAAAAGAAUCGAUUCUGACUCAUAGCUACCCUAUAGGACAGAGUAGAACUGCCCCACAGAGUUUCAAAGGAGCACCUGGUGGAUUUAAACUGCUAACCUUUUGGUUAGCAGCCAAGCUCUUAACUACUACAUCACUAGGGUUCCACUCCAAGCCACAGCUUUGUAAUUCCUAACAAACAAUAGGAAUAGCAGUUUCUACAUAGAUUUUACAUAUACCACCUUUCUAUUGCUGUUUGUUGCUGCCUAUUAGAAGCAAAUAAACCAGGGUUUUACUGAUGUCAAGAGGCAAAACUGCCACAGUAAAAUGUAUUCAAAAUGAGCGAUUGUUGUGGGGGUGAAUUGAUGAGUUGUAGACAAAUUUAUGAAUUUGGAUGUCUGUCUACAUAAGCAAUAGGGUAUGGUGGCUAAAAGCAUGGCCACAGGAGCCAGAUGCUGACUUCUGUUAUAUACUGGAUUCACUGCCAACUAGCUAGCUGUGUAAUCUUGGACACCUUAUCUGUAAAGUGGUGAUAAAUAAUCACAGUAACUAUCUUACGUAAGGCACGUAGAACACUGCCUGGCACAUAGUAAGUGCACUACAAAUAUUACCUAGUAUUUUGGCUCACACAGGGCCUUUGCUUCCUUAGCGGAGGGGAGAUUUUUGUCAGAAGCAGACCAGAGUAAGGUUUAUUAAAUAUAGCCCAGUGGGUCCAGGAAUUUAAUACUAUAUUUGUUGUCUUUAGGGCUGUGUUUCAGUAAGGGUCUUAAAUGAGAAAGAUGCUGUUUUCAGAUUUAGAAAGUGACAGUUACCAUGGUAUCGUUAGCACAUACACCGAACCAAACCAAGCCAUUGUCGAAUCGAUUCCAACUCAUAGAGGCUCAACAGGGUUCCCAAAGCUUUAAAUUUUUACAAAAGCAGACUGCCACAUCUUUUUCACCUGGAGUAGCUGGUGGAUUUGAACCACUUACCUUUUGGUUAGCAGGCAAGUGCUUAACCACUGUGCCACCAGGGCUCCUUGUUAGCACACAUAAAAAAAAAAAAGUGGUAAUAAAAUCAGUAGUAGGUACUUUUCAUGUAUGUCAGCUUCCUUAAGACUUAAUUCUUUAAAAAAAAUUUUUUUUUGUUUAUUAUAUGAAUAUGUUGUGUCCCAUUUAACCUAGUUGUGGUAAGGAAAGAGACUGUCGAAUAUGAAAAACUGAUGGAAGCUUUUAAUAUGUGGUACAUCUCAGAAUAUAAACCUCUACAGUGCUAUUAAUAGGCAUAUUAUCAACAAGUUUUUCAGACUUUGUGUUUAGCUCUGGAGAAAAACAAGAUUACAGCACCUUGUAUUUCUUCACUGGGUAAUUUAAAACCAGCUGCACAGGUCGUGUAACUUGACUUCAGUAUCAAUUCGUUAUAAAUGAAACUACUCAUAUGUUCCCUUUCAAAGUUGUUUGUUAUUCAAAACAAAUGCCCAGAUCAACAAAACAAUACGAAUUUAUCACCAUGAAUGUUUUCAUUAAUUCUUAGGUUUUAGGGUUUGUUUUAAAACUCAUUCUAAAUUCUUAGUUCUAAUAAAUAUUAUGAUAGUUAAUACAUAUCGAAUGUUCAUUAUAUUCCAGGUUCUGUUCUAGACAUUUGGUUAACUGCUAUGGCUACUAUCCAAAAGGUCGGCAGUUUGAAUCCACCAGGCGCUGCUUGGAAACUUUGCGGGGCAGUUCUACUCUGUCCUAUAGGAUAGCUAUGCGUCUGAAUCAGCUUGAUGGCAAUGCGUUUGGUUUUCGGGUUCCAAACAUUAGUAAGUUUUGAUUAUGAUGAGAAAACGAAAUGGAGUAUUUGCAGCUUUUAGAUAAUACGGCACCCUCAAAGAGGAAAAAGUGGAGGCAGUACUGACACCCUCUUUUAGAAACUAAAAACCUUGUGCAAAUUUUUAUUGCUGUUACUCUAAAGGAGAGUGGCCUUUUUCAAAGGACGAUGUUCUACUUGGUCUGUCACUGAUGACUAUUAACCAAUAGAACCAUUUCUCACUCUGCUAUGGGAAAUAAGCAACAAUUGAAAAGUAACAACGAUUUUAGAGCAUAAUUCAACUGCCAUGCACGGUCAAGACAACCAAGGACGUGGAGUGAAGACGCUUGCCUGAACCCAGUCUCAGUCAAAGUGCCCCUCCCGCCCCGAGGGCGGAGCACCUGCCAGGGCUGAGAAGCGAAGGAUCGCGUUUCCCAAGAGGCUCUGGAGGCAGGGCCCGGGGCUGGGGGUGGAUUUCCCCGGAGCUGUGGAGCCGGCGGGCGCGUGCCCUCGGGAUUCUCGCGGCCUCUGGGCGCGUGCGCAGGCGCGGUGGGCAGCUGCGAGCGAGGCAGCGAGCGGAGUGCUGACCGGUACCCAGCUCUGGGCACUAUGAGACCCGUGGAGGAACGGCCUGGGGAAGGGGGCGCCGGCGUUGGCGUCUCUGAGCUGGAGCUGCUGAAGUUGCGCGCCGCGGAGCGCAUCGACGAGGCGGCCGAGCGGCUGGGAGCUCUGAGCCGCGCGAUCUGGAGCGAGCCGGAGCUGGCCUACGAGGAGCAUCAUGCCCAUCGCGUGCUGACGCGCUUCUUCGAGCAGGAGCCGCCGGCCGCCGCCUGGACCGUGCAGCCGCACUACGAGCUGGCCACGGCCUUCCGGGCCGAGUGGGAGCCGCCGGGGGGCCGGGCGGCGCCGGGCGCCGAGCGGCGGCCGCUGCACCUGGCCUUCCUCUGCGAGUACGACGCACUGCCGGGCAUCGGGCACGCCUGCGGCCACAACCUGAUUGCUGAGGUCGGGGCGGCGGCCGCGUUGGGCGUGAAGGGGGCCCUGGAGGGCCUCCCCGGGCCGCCUCCGCCGGUGAAGAUAAUAGUCCUGGGAACACCUGCAGAAGAAGAUGGCGGUGGCAAAAUUGAUUUAAUUGAAGCUGGGGCUUUUAAAAAUCUUGAUGUUGUUUUUAUGGCCCAUCCAUCCCAAGAGAACGCUGCUUAUCUACCUGAUGUGGCUGAACAUGAUGUGACUGUGAAAUACUAUGGAAAAGCAUCUCAUGCUGCUGCUUAUCCCUGGGAAGGAGUAAAUGCGUUAGAUGCAGCCGUUCUUGCCUACAACAAUCUGUCUGUGCUAAGACAGCAAAUGAAACCAACCUGGAGAGUUCAUGGUAUAAUAAAAAAUGGUGGUGUAAAACCAAAUAUCAUUCCCUCUUAUUCUGAAUUAAUCUAUUACUUCCGUGCACCCUCAAUGAAAGAACUUCCAGUUUUGACCAAAAAGGCAGAAGAUUGCUUCAGAGCUGCAGCUUUGGCUACAGGGUGCACAGUAGAAAUUAAAAGCGGAGCACAUGAUUAUUACAAUGUUCUUCCCAAUAAGAGCCUGUGGAAAGCUUAUAUGGAAAACGGGGAAAAGCUGGGAAUAGAAUUCAUUUCGGAAGAUGUAAUGUUGAAUACCCCAUCAGGAUCUACUGAUUUUGGAAAUGUUACUUUUGUGGUUCCUGGAAUUCACCCAUAUUUUUACAUUGGCUCUGCUGCCCUGAAUCAUACUGAACAGUAUACUGAAGCUGCAGGAGCACACGAAGCUCAGUUCUACACUUUGCGUACGGCCAAAGCUUUGGCAAUGACUGCACUGGAUGUUAUUUUUAAACCAGAGUUGCUGGAAAGUGUCAGAGAGGACUUCAAACUGCAACUUCAAGAAGAAGAAUUUUUAAAUACAGUAGGAUAAAAGGAAGUUUUGGGAACCUCUUAUGAAUUAUUAAGAAGUGAUAAUUUUUCCUUUAGUCAUUUUUAAUGAAGGAGGGCAUGCUUGUUUUUUAAUCAUAAAGAAGUCAAAUUCUUUUUACCUGGAAAGUGAGAAUGUGUGGUAUAUACAAAAUACAUUGCCACAUAUCUAAAAUGAAAAUUUUUGCAAAUCUGUACUUGAUGGAAUUGUGAUCUUUCAGAAACUGGUAUGAUAGCAUUUCUUAAAUAUCCUGGAUGAUAUGUGGUUUAUCAGUGAUAAUAUUUUAUAAAUUUAUGUGUUGUGUAAGUUUAUUUAAAAAGGUCCUAAGAGAUUUAAAACUUUACAUACAGAAUUGAUGCACAUGAAAGAAGCUUCUGGUGUUUUAGAAAGUAGUUUUAAAAUUCAAGUUCUAAAUUCAGGAAAAGUUCGUUUUGAAUAUCUGACUUACACCUGUUUUGGUUUAUAGAGAAUCUAUUUAUAAGAAAAGUACACUUUGAAUCCUAGAAAUGCUUGUGGGAAACAGCUUGAAACUCAGGUACAAAGAAUAAGCUUUAGUUCUGUUGUUGGAAGAAAAAUGAGGACAUGCUUUCUUUUUGUAAUUAACUCUAAGAAGUGGCAUUAAAUUGCUGUUCCUAAUUCAGUAUUAGUGUAAUUGGAAAAAUUGUAGACAGGAUUGGACUCUUCCUGUAAGAUUUUUGCCUGGUAGUCCAGUGUGUUCUAGAGGCAUUUGAUGAGCAAAGCAGUGGCUGCCCAGCAAGCCCUGCUUAUGUUGACUCCCUAAUGUCGGACGACUGGUCCCUGUCACCUAGCAGCCUGGUGGCUUGACAAUAUUACCGUUUACUGGAUUCUCAAGCCCCAUCCUGGCCCAAUAUUAAUUAGAAAUUACUGUAAGUUUUUCGUGAUGAUUUGUGUGAAUUUCUUGAAUGUGAUAAAAGAGUUUGAGGAGAAAGUAUCUGGUAAAACAAAUAUUUUAAACUGUGAAUAUAGAAAAGCUCCAGUAUACUUUAUUUUACAGGAAAUUCUCAAAUUUGAGUGUAAGCAUUCCAAAAAAUGGAAAGGGAAGGAGAGAAAAAUGAAUAUUUGGCCCUCUCUGUUGUAAGCAAGUCACUUGGGUUAGAUCAGAUCAUUUAUCCUUAUAGACCCUAGGACCUUUAAUUCCUGUUCUACCUGAAAUAAUUUAAAGUUGUAAGAAAGAGAGGGUUUUUUGGGGGAGGGUUGUAGUUGAGAAUUGCUUUUCCUCCAUGUCAGGGUCUGCAAACCAUGGCCUGAUUUGGCCUGCACAGCCUGUGUUUGUAUGACCAGCGAGCUAAGAAUGGCUUAUAUUUUUGAAAGGGUUGUUUGAAAAAGAAAAUACAACAGAGACUGGAUGUGAUCUGCAAAACCUAAAACAUUUCUAUCUGGCCCUUUACAGGGGAAAAAAAAAAAAAAAAAGAUUGCCAACUCCUGUAUAACAGGAGCCUUGGUGGCAUAGUGGUAAGUGCUUGGCAGCUAACCAAAAGGUCGGCAGUUCAAACCCACCUGCUGCUCUGAGGAAGGGAAGAUGUGGCAGGCAGUCUGCUUCCGUAAAGAUUUAUGGCCUUGGAAACCCUAUGGGGCAGUUCUAUUCUGUCCUACAGGGUCGCUGUGAGUGAGAAGCAGCUUGAUGGCAGUGGGUUGGUUCUAUUUAACAAUAAAAUAAAACCUGUUUGUCUUUGACUUAUAUAACCAGAUCUUCUCUAGGAUACUUAAAGCCUCUGAAUUGAAACAUUGAGAAAGAGCUUAGGUGGUGUUAGGUCCUGACACGUUGACCGUGUGGUGCAUUCUCACUUUUGUCCUCACUGGAGUUCUGACACUUAGACGCUUACUAUUUUCUUGUAGCAUUUGUAGUGAAACCUGUGAGAGCUGGAACUUGAUGGGACUGCCUUGUUUUCCUGGGUCUCACAAGUUUUCCGCCUUUGACAGGCCGCAGUUUUACCUCUUUUUUAUUGCUCUGUUAUUAGGGGAGAAUAUUUGCGUUUUCCUCCUCUGACAGGUUUCUGCCUUAUACAGGUUCUGGCUUUCGUAGGUUUUACCGUACUUUACUCUGAGAUACAGCUACCCUGUUGCCUUAAGACUUUCUCCCAUGCAAGCCAAUCUUCUGACUCUUCGUAUCAGCUUUUAUAAUGCAAUUCUCCAUGUCACCUUUGUCUGAUUAUUUAUACUCUUAAAUAGUCACUAUUGGUAUAUAUUUUAUAUACAGGUGAGGCAUCAGCAAAGGCCAUACUUCAGGCCAAGAAUAUGAUACCUCUGAUUAUAUAAACAGAAUUCAUUUUCCUUAUUAACGAUUUUGUAAAUUUAUCAGCUUUAAGUUUAAAAUUCCUUGUAUAAAUCCCUGUACUGAAACAGUUGUGUUUUCUAAAGUCUUGAUAAAACUCUAGAACAGUGAUUGUUAACUGUGCUAUCCCAACACACGAACGUCACCAUCAUUUAUGAAGUUAAUCACAAGUUAAUUACUACUCAUACAAAGUAUUAGCAUUUUAUUUGUGAUUUGUAUUAGUAUUUUGCUUGUGACUAAUUUACUUAUUAAAAACAAAUUAGAGAAAAAUUCAAGGUUAGCAGUAUAUUGUUACUGAUUGUUACUGCAUUUUGCUAAGCAUUGUUGAGUGGGAGAGAAAGGUGUGGAGUUGCAGUUGGCACGCAGGAAGUGGGUAUAAACUGCACCACUGCCGUCUGCUACAGCUCAGGUUAAGGAACUGAUACUCACGUACCACUAAUAUUUGUGUCAAUUCUCAGUUUCUGUAGUAUUUUAUUUCCCUUUCAACUUUUUCAGAAUUUGGUCAGAGUCUUAGUUUACCUAUUGGAAUACCCCAUAUAACCCAUGACAUAAACCUCUGUCUAUAAAUCCAUGAAAGGUUUAUGGCAGACUCAGAAAGGUGUUGAGAACUUACGUUCUACACUUAAUCUGAAAACAUGCAUUUUUUUAGAUCUUUACCAAGAUCUGAACAGUUCACAUUAUUUUACUUUAGGUUAUAGUUAUUUAAUAUAAUUCAUAUUUUUAAAAUCCCUUUCUACUUUUUGUACACCAAUGAGUUAGUUGAGCCAUAUCACACUUAGAAGUGUAAAUAAAUAAAUACAUAAAUAAAUGCUGGAGUCACCAUCUCUCUCGUGUCCAGAGGAAACCAACUAUAGGUGAUCUCCGCUAUGCCAUUUGGAUUUAGGAGACUGCUUCCUUUGUACCAAUAGCUUUUCCUUUUGGAAUUAAGUUCUUUCUUUACACUCAUACUUCAGGGGGCAUGUUUUCUGCGUGACUACUAACCUUUAAUAAACUUUUACACUUAAUUUCAUUUACUGUUUCUGGUUGGUCUUCAUGUUCUGGAUUAAAUUUCUGAAGAUUUAGAGUUAGAAGACAGGUGAACAGUAUCACCUUUUAGGUAAGGGAGGGUUAUAUUUAACUCUAUACUUAAAACACGAAUGCUUUUUUUUAGAGAUUUGAAAAAUAGGAGUUUUUUAAAUUUAGACUUUUAUGUAUUGUUUUUGAGGAAGGAGGCAACUAAGUUUUUCUACCAGGAUUAGUUUGAAUGUGAUGACAUUUUUAUUAUCACUUAACAGAUUGAGAGAUUAUUCUUUACGUGCUAUAUGUUAUUUCCUCCUUAGAUUGUAUAACCUUUGAAGGCAGUGUCCUUAAAAGGACACUUAAAAUAUGUAUAUGUGGGUUUAUUUUUGAAUUCUUAGUGAAUCUAACGUAGUAGAUUCCCUGUGAAGGUUCAGUGCUUUUUAAAUGUGUUAAUAGUGUUUCCUUGCUUAGAAUAAUCAAAAUUUAAAAUAAUCUUGUAGAUAGGUCAUGAUCCUAACAUCAGUUUUAAUUUUAUGGGUGUAGCUAUUUAUUGUACAACCUGGAGAAUAAAAGAGACACUUAGUAUUACUUUGCUUCUUUUGCUUCAGGUACACUAAAACCUGAUCUGUUUGGAAAAAAGGACAAGCUGACUUAGUGUGAAGUUUAAAAGUAUAUGAUUUUUUAAUUAUUGAAUUCCUUUUGCUUUAAACUACAGGUAUAGGUGGAGUUUUUUGUUUUUAAUGGAUAGUGGUUUAUAUGAUUAGAUAUCAUGCCUUUUAGGAUCUUCUGUUUGUUGUGCAGUGGUUAAACGUUCGGCUGCUAAUGAAAGGUCAGCAGUUCGAAUCCAGCAGCGGUUCCUUGGAAACCCUAUGGAGGCAGUUCUCCUCUGUCCUAUAGGUCGCUAAUAGAGUUGACAGCAAAGGGUUUUGGUUUUAUUUAUUGUUCACGCCCUGUACUGAAAACCUUUUCCUCAAAUAUCAACUUUUGAUUAUCUGUGUUAGAUCAACAGACUUGGAAAGGUAAAUCUAAAUUUAAGGUUUAACUAUAAUUACAGAUUGAAAGUGUUUUAUCCUUAGUGACUUAUUUUUAAAAGCAGGCCUGCAUAUGGAACCUAUAUUAAACAAUUAUGUGGUACCAUUAAUUACUAAUAAUAAUAAUUAGAAAAUACUAAUAAAAGUAAUAAGAUUGAGUAUAGCUAACAAUAAGGACCACUGGUGGCACAAUGGUUAAACGCUAGGUAACCAAAAGGUCGGCCUUUCAAACCCACCAGCUGCUUUAUUGGCGAGAUGACUGGGCAGUCUGCCUCAAUAAAGAUUACAGCCUAGGAAACCCUGAGGGACAGUUCUACUCUGUCCUGUAGGGUCACUAUGAGUCAAAAUCCUCUCAGUGGCACAGAACAACAAUAUUUAACAUGCCUCUUAAAAUUUCUGACCCUUUUUCAGUGAUGACAAAUCUAUAUUAGACAGAGUACUCAGAAAAUUUUUCCCUUUUAAUUACUUGUAUGUAGUACUCAUAAGAGCUAGGGCAUUUAGGAUAAACUGGAACAUUUUUGUGUGUUAACGAGCACUUGUGUAAACUUCACACAGCCCUCCAAAGACUAUUUAUUAAUUGAUAUUUUACCUGUUAUAAUUUCAACAGUUGAGUUCAGUGACUAUUUGUUGAGAAGUGCCUGUUUCUAAGCACUAGGGGUAAGAAGCAGAGUAAGAUACAGUCCAUGUUCCCAAAAGCUUGUGCUUGGUGGUAAGUUCUCAUAAGAUUUACUUCAUCUGAGCACCACUGGGGUUGAGGGAACAUCUGAAAGCUACCGUCUUGGAAAAUUCUGAGGAAGUGUUUCUAAAAUAUUUUAAAAUACCUGAGUCAUUUCAAUCUGUUUGAACAGAAGAAAUGUAUAAGUUUUUUCUUAAAGAAUGAUUGUCUAAUUUUAUAAUGUGUUCUUUUUUAAAACCUUUCCAAUAAUUUUUAUAUUUUGUACAUUUGUUUUUAACUGAAGCAUCUCUUUAGUCUUUUGGAAAAUGUCCUACAUAGUACUAGCCUUCAAACUAUCGAAGUAAAUUUUCAUUGUGAAAUAAAUCAGUUCUUUGUGCUAGCUAGCAACUCUUUAUAAAAGGUGGGAAGGUAUGAUAAAUUACUUCUUUUUAAAUUUUUUACAUACUCGAAGCAUUUUACACUCUAAUUAUAUAGUUGAAGAUGGUGCAUUUUGAUACUAUGAAGUUAAUAUUUUCAAAUAAGCAAUCAGUCUAAUACUAUCAGAUGAUAGUAAUAUUUUGUAAUAUUCAUAUGUAUUAAAGUAUAUAUGAAAAAACCUAAAAUGUUAAUAAAUAUGUUUCUCUAAUAGCAAUUGUGUUGUGGACUUUUUAAAAACUUACUUAUCGCUCUAUAUAUGUAUAUACGUACAUGUAAUGAAGAUACAUAAAGAUAACCAUAAUUACCCAAGUAUACUGUGAUGUAUCAUACUCUCUCUUAUUCAUCAGUAGUAACAGAUAUUGGUUUGCUUUUAAACUAUAAAUGUCAUAUAUUCAUAGGAGAAUUUUAUAAGAACAAUUAAGCCCUUUUGUUUAAAAAUGAAUGUUUUACUAGUCUCAGGCUGUAAAUUGUAUGUGAUAAGAAUUAGGUACAUAAUAAUAGCACUGAAUUUUCUUUAAAAAAUGUUGCCAACUUUAAUAAAAAGUAAUUCCGUUUAAUAACUCAAAUAUGAUACAACAGGUUUUUAGAUUCUUAGGUACUGAGCAAAGCUAAUCUUAUAAUCAUAGAAAAGAAAAAGAAUAAAUUUGGAGUCUAUUUUAAAAGGCAAUUUAAAUACAGAAAUGUGGACACUUGUAACUGUCCUGUCAAUUCCUGGAGCCUUGUUUUUCGCCAAGGCCUGCAGUACAGCUUGGACUUCUUCCUUCAGUACCAUCCGUUCUUGAUCAUAUGCCACCUCCUGAAAUGGUUGAACGUCAACCAGUUCUUUUUGGUACAGGGACUGUGUGUUCCUUCCAUCUUCUUUUGAUGGCGUUAUUCGAUAUUUUCACCAUAGAACCCUUCCAUAUUGCAACUCGAGACUUGAAUUUUUUUUCAGUUCUUUCAAUUUGAGAAAUACUGAGCAUGUUCUUCCGUUUUGGUUUUCUGUCUCCAGGUCUUUGAACCUAUUGAAUCCUUCUAUAGAAUCCUUCCAUGUUGCAACUCGAGACUUGAAUUUUUUUUCAGUUCUUUCAGGUUGAGAAAUGCUGAGCGUGUUCUUCCAUUUUGGUUUUCUGUCUCCAGGUCUUUGAACAUUUCAUUAUAAUAUUUCGCUUUGUCUUCUCAAGCUGCCCAUAGGAAACUUCUGUUCGAUUAUUAUGUCAUCAUUUAUAACUUUCACUUUAGCUACUCUACAUUCAAGAGCAAGUUUCAGAGUCUCUUCCGACAUCCAUUUUGGUCUUUUCUUUCUUUCCUGUCUUUUUAAUGACCUUUUGCUUUCUUCAUGUAUGAUGUCCUUGAUGUCAUCCUACAACUUGUCUGUCUCUCGUCAUUAGUUUUCGGUGUGUCAGAUCUUCUUGAGAUGGUCUCUAACUUUAGGUGGGAUAUACUCAAGGUUGUAUUUUGGCUCUCGUGGGCUUUAUUUAAUUUCUUUCACCUUCAACUUGAACUUGCUCAGCAAUUGAUGGUCUGUUCCGAAGUCAGCUCUUGGCCUUGUUCUGUCUGAUAUUGAACUUUUCCAUCAUCUCUGCACAGAUGUAGUCAAUUUGAUUCCUGUGUCUUGCAUCUGGUGAGGUCCACCUAUUUAGUCACUGUUAAUGUUGUUGAAAUAGUGUUGAAAAAAGGUAUUUCAAAUGCAUAGGUCACUGCUUUUGCAAAAUUCUGUUAUUGGGUCUUCCAUGUCAGUUCUGUCACCGAGACUGUGUUUUCCAACUACUGAUCUUUUCUUCUUUGUAUCCAACUUUGACAUUCCAGCCACCAGUAAUUAUCAAUGUAUCUUGAUUGCAUGCAUGUUUGAUCAGUUUCAGGGUGCAGGAGUCAAUAAAAAUCUUCAGUUUUUUCAUCUUUGGCCUUAGUGGUUGGUGCAUAAGUUCAAAUAAUAGUCAUAUUAACUGGUCGUCUUGUCGGUGUAUGGAUAUUAUGCUAUCACUGACAGCAUUGUACUUCAGGAUGGAUCUUGAAAUACUCUUUUUGAUAAUGAAUGUGAUGUCAUUCCUCUUCAAUUUGUCAUUCCUGGCGUAGUAGACCACAUGAUUGUCUUGAUUCAGAAUGGCCAAUACCAGUUCAUUUUAGCUCACUAAUGCCUAGCAUAUUAAUCCUUAAGUGUUCCAUUUCAUUUUUGACAACUUCCAAUUUUCCUAGGUUCAUAUUUUGUACAUGCCAUGUUCCAAUUAUUAAUGGAUGUUUGCAGCUGUUUCUUCUCCUUUUGAGUCACGCCGCAUCAGCAGAUGAAGAUCCCGAAAGCUUUACUUUGUCCAUGUCAUUAAGAUCGACUCUACUUUGAGAAGGCAGCUUUUCCUCAGUUGUCUUUUGAGUGCCUUGCAACCUGAGGGGCUCAUCUUCUGGCACUAUAUUAAACAGUGUUCUGUUGCUAUUCAUAAAAUUUUCAUUGGCCAGUUUUUUCAGAAGUGAAAAAGUUCUUCUUUCCAGUCUAUAUUAGUUUGAAAGUUCAGCUGAAACCUGUCCAUCCUGAGUGACCCUGCUGGUAUUUGAAAUAUAGAUGGUUUAGCUUCCAGCAGCACAGCAACAUUCAAACCACCACAGUAUGACAAACUGACAGACGAGUGGUGGUGUAGCAGUUCUAAAUGGUUUCUCGGCUAUAAUGUUUCCUCACAGAUGAAGAAGUUAUUCAUACAAGUGUUUGGUAUACCUUCCAUAAUCUUUGGAAGAAUUUUAGCAUCUGUGAUCCCCAGUCACAAAACCAAGUUGGGUAAACUGUGUGCUUUUUAAGAGAUAAUCACUUAUUAAAAAAAAGUAUACAAAAAGAGUAUACCAGAUUAUAUAUAUAUAUAAUGUGAUUGCAACUAUGUAGAAAUGCAUAGAAAAAAAGAUGGGAAUGGCAAAAUAAUACUGGUUGCCCCUGGCUAAUAGAGUUUUUUUUUUUUUUUAAUAACUUGAUGAACUUAACAAAUUUUACCCCCCAAAAUGGAGGAAAUUCACCUCCCAAAUCUACCCUUAAAUCCCAGGUCACUCAGAUUCAUACUCCCUUAGGAUUUAAAAUUUAAAAAACACAAUUGAGUUUUGUGGUGGAAGAAUAUUUUUAAAAUAUCCAUGGGCAAACACAUCUACCUAUUUGUAUACUUUAAGCUGCAUUUUGCACUUGAAUGCUAUAAACUUCAGGGUACGCUUUAUCAGCCUCUUUGAAACCAACAAAUCAGCUAUAGCUUACCACAUAUAGUAAAAUCCAUUGCCAUUGACUUAUAGUGACCCUAUAGGACAGAGUAGAACUGCCCCAUAAUGUUUCCAAGGCUCUAAUCUGUAUGGAAGCAGACUGCUGCAUCUUUCUCCUAAGGAGCAGCUGAUGGGUUAGAACUGCCAUACUUUGAGUUAGCAGCUGAGCACUUUAAUCACUGUACCACCAAUGCUCCUUAUCACAUAUGGUAAGCACAGGAUAUUGAGUAAGUGUUGAAUGUAUAAAUGCAAUCCUCGUGUAACUUUUUGUGAAUGAUACCCAAAGAUGUAUGGUUAUGAGCACCUAGUUUAGUGCUUUGUUGACAUGAAUGUACAAAUGAAUCACCUAGAGAACUUUUUAAAGUACAGAGUCUAAUUGAGUAAGUGUGAGGUGGGGGCUGAGACUCUGCUUUUCUAACACAUCUUUAGAUAGUGCUGAUUCUGCUGUGGGGAUACUUUUGAAUUACAAGAACCUAUCUAUCUUUAUAAUCAUAUCUAUAGAUUCCUCAAAAAUGUAAAAUCCAACUUGAGAAAUGCCAUGGUAAUUAAAUUGAGUCAUGGAACACUAUCACAAAAUGGGAAAAUAAUUGUAAAGCUGUAACUUAAAUGUUUACUUUUUAGUAAAGCUACCAAAUAUAUUUGACUAUAAUUAUGCUGUGUUUCAUAACAAAAGACUAUUUUGCAAAGCCAACUCUUUCGGAAUGGCAAAGCCAGUAACUGUGUAGCUAGGUUCAUAUUAAGUUGUAGUCUCAGUAUUUUGGAGAGAAGCCAAAAUAUUAAAUUUGUAGAGUAGAACUGCUUCUAGGGUUUCCUAAACUGUAAUCUUUAUGGAAGCAGACUGCCACAACUUUCUCCCACUGAGCUGCUGGAGGGUUCAAACCACAGACCUUUCAGUUAGCAGCCAAGUACUUAACCACUGUUCCACCAGGGAUCCUGGAAAGAGAAUUAAAAGCCCCUUUUUUUGUAGACUCAAGGCAUAGUGGGGCAGUUGGGCACCUCACAUAGAUUAACCUCAUACAGGAAGAGCAACAGAGAACAAGAGAGUACAAAGUUUUGUUGUAAAAGCUACUUGAAGAAACUCACUACUAUAAGUAAAUUGCUAUUGAAGUAAGCCAGAGGGUAUUUAUAAAAUAUUCUUGCCUCAAGAAAAGUAAAGGUGUCUUCUUCCACACAUAGAUAGUAAUAUCAAAAAUAAUUUAAAAAGAAAAAUGGAGCCAACAUGGUGCUAUAGAAAGGAGCACCAAGCUGUCCCUCCACAGCAAAGACCCAAAAAACUCAGUAAAACAGAGACAAAGGUCAAUCUUGGAGCCCCAAGCAUCAAAUGAAGAGAUAAAGAACUCAACCAAAAUUAAUCAGAACUAAAAGAUUUACAACAGGGAACCGGAGAGAUUAACCUGUAAAUGGCAUCAAUGUCAGAACCGUAAAAAAGGGAAUAAACAUAUAGGUAUAGAACUUUCAAAUGGAGAGGAAUGCAAGUCAAGACCAAAUAAUGAAAGACUAGUUCAAAUUUGGGAAGGUAAGGUAAAUUUCAAGGUAACCACAAAGAAAGUUUGCUCAUCAAAAUGGAGAAGAAAAACACUCAGUAAACACAAAAUCUAUAAAAACAAGGAAAAAAAAUCCACAAACAAAAGGAAUUCACAGGAGAGUAAGAGGAACAAAGAAAACAGCACCACACACACACACAAAAAAAAAACUACAAAAUGACAGCAAUAAACUCAUACCUAUCAAUAAUUACAGUGAACAUAAAUGACAUAAAUGCACCUGUACAGAGACAGAGAGCGACAGAAUGGAUAAAAAAACAGGCUCCAUCAGUACGCUGUCUACAAGAGACACACCUCAGAAACAAAGACAUAAAUUUAUUAAAAAUCAAAGGAUGGGAAAAAAAUACAUCAAGCAAACAGCUACCAAGGAGCAGGAGUGGCAAUACUAUAAAAGAUAAUGAUUAGAGGGACAAUCCAUCAUGAAGACAUAACCAUAAUAACUACGUACCCAAUGACAGGGCUCCAAAAUACAUAAACUCUAACGGCACCGAAAGAGAAAUUGACAGUUCUGCAAUAAUAGUAGGAGACUUCAACCCACCACGGUCAGUAAAGGACAGAAUAACUAGAAAGAAAUUCAACAAGAUGCAGAAGAUAUAAAGGACACAAUCAGUCAACUCGACCUAAUAGCAAUAUACAGAACACUCCACCCAAUAGCACAGAAAUACACACUUUUUUCCAACAUACAUGGGACAUUGUCCAGAAUGGACCACAUCUUAGGCCUCAACAAAAUCCAAAACAUAAUACAAGGCAUGUUCUCUGAUCAUGAUGCCAUCAAAGUAGAAACUAACAACAGGAAGAGCAAGGAAAAAAAGUCAAUUACAUAGAAACUGAGUAACAUCCUGCUUAAAAACCACUGGGUAAUAGAAGAAAUCAAAGAUGGAAUCAAAAAUUGCCUAGAAUCAAACGAGAAUGAAAACACAUCAUGCCAAAACUUUUGGGACACAUCAAAGGCAGUACUCAGAAGUCAAUGUAUAGCACUAGAUACAGACAUCAAAAAAGAAGAAAGGGACAAAAUCAAAACAUUGGCUACACAACUUGAACAAAUAGAGAACAGCAAAAGAAGCCCACAGCCACCAGAAGAAAUAAUAAAGACCAGAGCAGAAAUAAAUGAAAUAGGAAAAAAAAAAGAAAUCAUCAACAAAACCAAAA
Messenger RNA from Loxodonta africana (African savanna elephant), 40363 nucleotides. It is a transcript of the gene PM20D2, whose product is annotated as peptidase M20 domain containing 2. Lineage: Eukaryota; Metazoa; Chordata; Mammalia; Proboscidea; Elephantidae. The transcript is spliced from 7 exons. The record is from RefSeq and is a predicted model, not a curated record. The coding region runs from base 27743 to 29056 and encodes 437 amino acids. Gene Ontology annotation, molecular function: dipeptidase activity.